AGUGCUGCAAAGCUUAGAGCAGUGCAUCUCAGCACCACCUGCACAUCUACCAGGACAGAUGGCUCCACAGACUGGCUCCGCUGGAAAGGAGACGCGACCCGUUUCAGCCUUUCUGCAGCUUUUCACUUGGGAAGAGAUCAGAAUCCACAAUGGCCGUGGGCAAGGGCAGGAGCAAUGGCUGGUGAUUGAUAGGAAAGUGUAUGAUGUUGGCAGGUUUUCCAAACGACACCCUGGAGGCAGCCGAGUUCUAAGCCACUAUGCUGGGCAAGAUGCUACGGAUGCCUUUAUAGCAUUUCACAAUGAUAAGUCCCUGGUGGAAAGAUACUUGAAAUCACUGCUGAUUGGGGAGCUGGCACCAGAUCAACCCAGCUUUGAGUCUAAUAAAAAAAAAGCACUUUUAGAGGAUUUUCGUGAGCUGCGCUGCUCAGUUGAGAAGAUGGGACUUCUGAGGCCAAAUUACAGCUUUUUCUUCCUGAUUUUCCUUCACCUCCUGGUACUGGACGUUGCAUCCUGGCUCGUGGUCUGGCACUUUGGAAUAUCCUUUGUGCCUUUCGUGCUUGGCAUGGUAUUCUUUACUGUUGCUCAGAUCCAGAUGGGCUGGUUCCAACAUGAUCUGGGGCACUGCUCUGUCCUCAGGAAGCCUAAAUGGAAUCGACUUCUGCAUAUUGUUGUGAUGAAUAUUCUGAAGGGGUUACCAGCCAGCUGGUGGACUCACCUACACAACCAGCACCAUGCCAAACCCAACUGCUUCCGCAAAGACCCUGACCUCAACAUGCACCCUCUCCUCUUCAGCUUGGGAAAGACGCUCUCCGUGGAGCUUGGAAAAAAGAAGAAGAAGUUCAUGCCUUACAAUUAUCAGCAUAAGUAUUUCAUCUUAUUGGCCCCACUUGCACUUGUACCCUUCUUCCAGCUGUCUAUAUUCUACUUUGCAAUCAAGAGGAAAAAGUGGUUGGACCUCUUCUUGAUUGUGUCUUUCAACAUCCGAGUCUGCCUUAUGUAUAUUCCUUUAAUGGGAUUUAACAACUUCAUGGUCUACUACUGGCUGUCCAGGUACCUGGAGAGUACCUGGUUUAUUUGGGUGUCCCAGAUGAAUCACAUUCCCAUGCACAUUGAUUAUGAUAAGAACAAAGACUGGGUAUCUACUCAGCUCCAUGCAACAUGCAACGUGAACCAAUCUUUGUUCAAUGACUGGUUCACUGGGCACCUGAACUUCCAAAUUGAACACCACCUUUUCCCCACAAUGCCUCGACACAACUACUGCAAAGUAGCUCCGCUGGUGAGAGCCCUUUGUGAUAAGCAUGGCAUUGAGUAUAAAAGCAAGAGUUUACUGACAGCAUUUUCGGAUAUUUUGCAUUCACUGAAGGAUUCUGGGGAGCACUGGCUUGAAGCUUAUCUGCAUGGAUAGAAACUGGCAACUCUCAAAGGGAACCUCUUCACCAGGCAACUGCUGCAAAGAGUCUGCACAGACCAGCAGUGUUUGUGUGUGUGUUCUGGCAUAGAAACUUGGGAGCUGGGCAAAGCUAAUUUCAGUAAGAAUGGGUGGGAAAGUGGCUUCAGGAGACAUUUUUUUCUUGUUCUCAACCAUGGACCUCUCUUUUUCCUGCUCUCAAUCUCAGACC
This is a messenger RNA of Strigops habroptila (Kakapo), 1619 nucleotides long. Its product is annotated as acyl-CoA (8-3)-desaturase-like. The transcript is spliced from 12 exons. Gene Ontology annotation, cellular component: membrane. NCBI's taxonomy places the organism in Eukaryota, Metazoa, Chordata, Aves, Psittaciformes, Psittacidae. Bases 59 to 1405 code for a protein of 448 amino acids. Gene Ontology annotation, molecular function: oxidoreductase activity, acting on paired donors, with oxidation of a pair of donors resulting in the reduction of molecular oxygen to two molecules of water. The record is from RefSeq and is a predicted model, not a curated record. Gene Ontology annotation, biological process: lipid metabolic process.